GCUGAAGCGGAGGCAACAGGUCGUUCGUGUAACUCUGUACGGUGUUCAUGGCCUCUGCAGGGUCGUAUUGGAGAGAAUCAAGGCUAUACGCGAAAGCGGACUGCGGUGAAAAAAAAAGAAAAAAAAAUAUAGGCAAACGAAACUAUGAUAAAAAGACAAACAAUAGACAAAUCAUAGAAAACUAUCGACGCGGUCUGUCGUCGAUAGACGCGUUGCCGGUUUUUCUUUACCUCUCGGUAAUCUACGCCACCAUUUUAUACAUGAUUAAAUGUUACGGUAACUCGUGAAAAGAUGACAACGAAAAGUAUGCAGGUUUCAUUCUAUUUACGGAGGCAUCUCGAACGCCGGUGUGAAAUUUUCAAUUUCAUCAGCGAGUCGCCUUUUUUUUCUUAAUUUUGCGUAGGAAAAGAACCUUAGUAGAAUUCAAACUGCAGAAAGUGUUGGAGACAUUUGAUUCACCGCUACCCAGAAUGCUAAGCGAUUUUAUAUGAUGGCAGAUUUUCUUAACUAAUUACAUUUUACCGCGGCGGCGAAUGGCGAUUUCCCAUGACUCCUUGGAGUUUUUCUAAUCCAUUUCUAAUCCUAGGUAGUGGCGAACUCUGCUAGGAAAAUUGGAACUUCGUGAUUGUUCGGACUGCGGAACAUACGGAAUUGUGAAUUAUUUUAAAUUGAUUUCCCGUUGCCAAGCGACACGGUGUUGGUGUUUUCACAAAAUACAAAUGUCAGUCGGGUUGCGCGAUACAAGGCACAAACAUGGGUCUGCCAGAUAUAGACAACAUACCCGAUAGCGGUGCAGUAUUUACGAUCGGACGAAGUAGAUUCGCCGAUAAUUUCGCCUCGCAUUUUUUUAUCCGGCAAGACCCUGUAGUGAGCAUUGUCUGCGGGGAUGAACAUUCCGCUGUAGUUUGUCAAAGUGGUAGACUCUUCGUAUUUGGAAGUAAUGAUUGGGGUCAGCUGGGGCUUGGGCACAAGAAUCACGUGAGCAAACCAUCCUGCGUGAAAAUUCUGAAACCAGAAAAAAUAACGAACGUCGCGUGUGGACGCGCUCACACUUUGAUAUGCACAGGUGGGCAAAAAAUAUUUGCCUGUGGAAGCGAUCAGGAAGGGCAGUUGGGUCGCGGCGGACUCGCCGCUGGGGACAGUUCAAGUUCACCUGUUCUGGUUUAUGACUGCGGAUUGGCUGGUCCGAGAAUCUUGCAAAUCGCCGCGGGUUCUCAUCAUUCCAUGGCGUUAAUUAGCGACGGAGGGGUGAUUGCUUGGGGUAGCAAUCUCGAAGGACAAUUAGGGCUGCCUGGAACAACUGGACUAGUCAAUAAGCCAACGAAAGUACCGAUUCCAGAGCCUGUGAGAGCGAUCAGCACGGGAUAUUAUCAUUCAGCAUUUUUGACCGAAAGCGGCCUAAUAUACGUAUGCGGUGAAGCUGAAAGCGGCAAACUAGGAAUUGUUGUCAACUUCUCUACUCAAGCAGCUCCUAAACAGUUGCAGCUUCCGGGUCCAGCUGCGAAGAUCGCUUGCGGUGGACAUCACAGUUUAGUUUUGACCGAGACGGGGGCUCUUUACUGUUUUGGAAGCAACGUCAGCGGACAAUUAGGAAUGGGAGUGAGCGUCACAGAAGUACAAACGCCGAAACUUCUACCUCGGGGUGACACCAGUGGAGAAGUUAUCACGCAAAUUGCUGCCGGAGAAAGUCAUACGGCCAUAGUUACAGAGUCUGGAAAGUUGUUCAUGUGUGGCGAUGGAAGACAUGGAAAACUUGGUCUCGAGGAAAAUGAAAAUAACGUUCACGAGAUUACACAUGCCGUGAAAUACGAGGAACUGAUCGUGACAGAUGUGUCAUGCGGUGGGUGUCACACAAUUCUCGUUGGCAAACGGCGUGAAGAUACCGACGAAGACUCUGCUGCUGUGCACUCGGACUCUGUGUCAAGGAAAAAUUCAUUGCCACCGUUAAAAAUCCCAGGACUUGGAAAACUUGGAGAUCUUUUACCGGAGAAAAAUGUAAUCGAUAGCGCUAUGAAGUCAGUGGAAAAUGGCUUAGCGGAAACGCGGGAUAACGUAAAAGACGCAGUGAUGAGUGCCAAGGAGGAAUUACAGAACAAUGUCGAAGGGAUGGUGAAAAAUGUAACCGAUACUGUGAAACAAGACGUGGAAGUGGUGAAAAAGACUGCCGGGGAUAUAAUGGGAAGUAUGAAGGAGGCGAUUGGUCACGUAGAAAAGCCAGAAUUUCCAAAAAAACUAGCGGACUACAUGGAAGAGGGAAAGAAGACCGAAGAAUUGCUAGACGAGCUCGCGAAUGAAACGGAGGAAACAGGGGGUGAUAAAAUUCACGGAGAUUCGGAUGGUGGGGCGGUUGACAACGCUAAAGAAAUGAAUAGAAAACAAUCGGCGAGCAGUCUAAAUUCUACAAUUUCAGCUCAUAGUAAUCGAUCGAUCGAUAGCAAACGAAAAUCCUCACUUAACAGUCUCUCAAAAAUUCAAAAGCCGGAAUCACCUAACUAUGAGCAUCCGAUUCCUCCGCCAAAACCACCCAGACAAAAAUCAGGGCUUUCCAAUUCUGUAAUUGAUGGAGAGAGAAUUUUAUCAGCUUCAAAAUCCGCGGGGUCAAACGAUUCCGCCAAAAGCGCAGAAAAAACGGGUAGAGAAGGAUCUGAUAAUUCUACAAAUCCCUUCGAAAUUGAAGAUGGUAUCGGACAAGCUGAAAGUGAUAUUGCUAAAAAACCGACGACACGAAAGAGUUUAGAAAGUUUGUCUUUGAAAAAUGAGGGACAUGAAAUUGACAAGGUUAAACAAGAGGAGACGGAAAUAAAUAAAGCAAAAGAGACAGAGGAUGUAAAAGGACAGGAAAAAGCAGAAAUGGAAAUGACACAGGAUGAUUCCGAUGUCGUGCAAUCUCCAGCACCAAGAACAGGUAAAAUAUCGAAACUAUUCAAAGGAAAAAAACCACAAGCUGAUCAAAAUGGCGUAAAAGGCAAUUCUAGUGCUUCAAAUUCGAAAGUAAAGUCGAGAACGUGCACCGUGCUGUAACUGUGAAGACUUUCCAUUAGACUUCACGUCAUAUUUUGUUAUAUUUUUUUAUAAAUUCGUUGACGAUGAAUAUCCAAGACAGCCAGCUAGCCUUAUGGAAUUCGAUGUGGUAGAACGGGAAAGUGAAGAGCAAGAAACAAAUUUUCAGUUUCUUAGACCAUUACCGACCCAUUUACAUUUCUUCAGUCAAUGAUAAAUUAUACAAGAUUCGGGAUCGGGACCAAGUUGAACGGAAUCAAAAUUUUACAAAAGUGAUGACCAUCAUUUUACAUGUAUAGGCAAUUCUAGUUAUUCUUAUAAAUGCUAUAAUGAAAAAUAUUAUAGAAGUGUAAAGGAUUAGAUAAGUUAUUUAAGGCUGUUCUUAUUGUUAGUGUAAUUUAACAUUGUAUUGAAUAUAAUAUUAUACAUACCUCUAUACAUAAUAUACAAAUAAAUAAAGAUUGAAAAAUGA
Messenger RNA from Athalia rosae (coleseed sawfly), 3472 nucleotides. Its product is annotated as X-linked retinitis pigmentosa GTPase regulator-like. NCBI's taxonomy places the organism in Eukaryota, Metazoa, Arthropoda, Insecta, Hymenoptera, Athaliidae. The transcript has 13 exons. Bases 754 to 3021 code for a protein of 755 amino acids. The record is from RefSeq and is a predicted model, not a curated record.